AUGAUAUAUAUAAAGAAUCUUAAUUAUUUUUCUUUCCUCAUAGUUCAGUGUCUUCAACCAACCAUGGCAAUAUUCAAUAACACCACUUCGUCUUCCUCAACUUUCCUCCUCACUGCAUUCCCUGGGCUGGAACGUGCUCAUGUCUGGAUCUCCAUUCCAGUAUGCUGUCUCUACACCAUUGCCCUCUUGGGAAACAGUAUGAUUUUUCUUGUCAUCAUUACUAAGCGGAGACUCCACAAGCCCAUGUAUUAUUUCCUCUCCAUGCUGGCAGCUGUUGAUCUAUGCCUGACCAUUACGACCCUUCCCACUGUGCUUGGUGUUCUCUGGUUUCAUGCACGGGAGAUCAGCUUUAAAGCUUGCUUCAUUCAAAUGUUCUUUGUGCAUGCCUUCUCCUUGCUGGAGUCCUCGGUGCUGGUAACCAUGGCCUUUGACCGCUUCGUGGCUAUCUGUAACCCACUGAACUAUGCUGCUACCCUCACGGACAGGAUGAUCCUGGUGAUAGGGCUGGUCAUCUGCAUUAGACCAGUAAUUUUCUUACUUCCCGUUGUUGUAGCCAUAAACACUGCAUCUUUUCAUGGGGGUCAUGAGCUUUCCCAUCCAUUUUGCUACCACCCAGAAGUGAUCAAAUACACCUAUUCCAAACCUUGGAUCAGCAGUUUUUGGGGAUUGUUUCUUCAGCUAUACCUGAACGGCACUGACGUAUUGUUUAUUCUUUUCUCCUAUGUCCUGAUCCUCCGUACUGUUCUGAGCAUUGUGGCCCGAAAGAAGCAACAAAAAGCUCUUAGCACUUGUGUCUGUCACAUCUGUGCGGUCACUGUUUUCUAUGUGCCAAUGAUCAGCCUCUCUUUGGCACACCGCCUCUUCCAUUCUACCCCAAGGGUGCUCUGUAGCACUUUGGCCAAUAUUUAUCUGCUCUUACCACCUGUGCUGAACCCUAUCAUUUACAGCUUGAAGACCAAGACAAUCCGCCAGGCUAUGUUCCAGCUGCUCCAAUCCAAGGGUUCAUGGGGUCCUAAUGUGAGGGGUCUUAGAGGAAGAUGGGAUUGA
This is a messenger RNA of Mandrillus leucophaeus (drill), 1047 nucleotides long. RefSeq names its product olfactory receptor 51T1. The transcript has a single exon. The coding region runs from base 1 to 1047 and encodes 348 amino acids. Gene Ontology annotation, cellular component: membrane. Gene Ontology annotation, molecular function: G protein-coupled receptor activity; olfactory receptor activity. Gene Ontology annotation, biological process: G protein-coupled receptor signaling pathway. The record is from RefSeq and is a predicted model, not a curated record. NCBI's taxonomy places the organism in Eukaryota, Metazoa, Chordata, Mammalia, Primates, Cercopithecidae.